Haemonchus placei is the source of this 105-nucleotide messenger RNA. The record is from the annotation of a GenBank genome assembly. NCBI's taxonomy places the organism in Eukaryota, Metazoa, Nematoda, Chromadorea, Rhabditida, Trichostrongylidae.
AUGGGAAGUGCUCUGAAAGAUCUGGGUAAGCGUUCGAAUUGUCCUUUUUUGUUUUAUUUCGAAUUUUUAUACUUUUACUUUUUUUCGAAUUCGAAGCCACUGUAG